GCCGGCGGGGGUCGGCACGGGAGCCCUGAGAGCCGCCCGGAUGCGCAGCCGAGCGGCCACUUGGCGCGCGGCAGCAGACGGGGCGAGCCGGCCCUCGGCGCGCGCUGGGGCCGGAAGGGGGCUCCUCAUUUCGGCCCCUCCCCUUUUCCCUCGGAGCCUCCGAGCUCUCCCGCUCUCAGACCCUCCUCCUCCCAGGUAUCCGCCGGGAGAGAAGAGCGCAUCUCUCCUCCAGGCACCCCACCAUGGGCAAUGCCUCCAAUGACUCCCUGCCCGAGGACUGCGAGACUCGACAGUGGCUCCCCUCGGGCGAAAGCCCGGCCAUCAGUUCCGUAAUGUUCGCGGCCGGGGUGCUGGGGAACCUCAUCGCACUGGCGCUGCUGGCGCGUCGCUGGCGGGGGGGCGCGGGGCGCAGCGGCGGCCGCAGGAACUCCCUCUCCUUGUUCCACGUACUGGUGACCGAGCUGGUGUUCACCGACCUGCUCGGGACCUGCCUCAUCAGCCCCGUGGUGCUGGCUUCGUACGCGCGGAACCAGACCCUGGUGGCACUGGCGCCCGAGAGACGCGCGUGCACCUACUUCGCUUUUGCCAUGACCUUUUUCAGCCUGGCCACGAUGCUCAUGCUCUUCGCCAUGGCACUGGAGCGCUACCUAUCCAUUGGGCACCCCUACUUCUACCAGCGCCGCGUCACGCGCCGAGGGGGCCUGGCCGUGCUGCCCGCCAUCUAUGCCGUCUCCCUGCUCUUUUGCUCCCUGCCGCUGCUGGACUACGGGCAGUACGUCCAGUACUGCCCCGGGACGUGGUGCUUCAUCCGGCACGGGGGCACCGCUUACCCGCAGCUUUAUGCCACCGUGCUGCUGCUCCUCAUCGUCGCGGUGCUCGCCUGCAACUUCAGCGUCAUCCUCAACCUCAUCCGCAUGCACCGCCGAGGCAGGAGAAGCCGCUGUGGACCCUCCUCGGGCAGCAGCUGGGGCGGUUCCGGGGCCCGCAGGAGAGGGGAAAGGGUGUCCAUGGCAGAGGAGACGGACCACCUCAUUCUCCUGGCCAUUAUGACCAUCACCUUCGCCAUCUGCUCCUUGCCUUUCACGAUUUUUGCAUAUAUGAAUGAAACCUCUUCCCGAAAGGAAAAGUGGGACCUUCAAGCUCUUAGAUUUUUAUCAGUUAAUUCAAUAAUUGACCCUUGGGUCUUUGCCAUCCUUAGGCCUCCUGUUCUGAGACUAAUGCGUUCAGUCCUCUGUUGUCGGACUUCAUUAAGAACACAAGAUGCAACACAGACUUCCUGUUCUACACAGUCAAAUGCCAGUAAACAGGAUGACCUUUGUGGACAGUAGUUAAAAAGUGCUUAGUUAUUAAACAUCUGGAAGAUCAAUUUGAAAUGGUUCCUUAGAGAAAUGAAAACAGUUAGUGUGUAAACAAAAUGAAGCUACUCUAAUAAAAAGGAGUAAACAAACAUUUAAGCAGGGUCACGGCUACAGACGUGCUGACAAGACACUUCAUGGCAGGUGUCAGAAGGAUCUAUAAACUCUCCCCUCAAUGAACAUGUUACUUGGCCUUUAGAGGAACAAUCAGCUGCAUUUAAGAUCCAGUUGCCUUUUGAUUUAUGCUUUUCUGUUGAAUGACAAAGCAUGUGGUUUUGUAAUUUGUUUAAAACCCUAAAUGGUUACUGUCUUUUGUAUUUUAAUCUUCUAUGCUACUACUGUUAUAAACAUACCGUGCACAGACUAGAUAAAAUUUCAUAUGCAUUCUCUAGGAAGUAGAUAUGUGGAAGCAACCAAACCUUCUGUCUUAUGAUUUCUUAACGAACCCUUUAUUUGGAUAAUGAAGUUGAAAAUCAUAGGCACCUUUUACUAUAAUGUUUGUGUAUGUGGGAGUAUUCUCAUCACUACAGUAUUACUUUUACUUAGAAGAGUGGACUCGAAUAAUGUUGGCUUUGUUCAUUCGUCCUCCUGGAGUUACGUAUCAAAUUGUUAGAUUAUUUAUUUUACAAUGUCCAUUACGCUAAUAGUAAUCAAGACUUUAGAAAUUUUCCUCUUAACAAGAAAUAAUAGAAAGGUUUCAAGACAGUCAAUUCUGAUUAAUACUCUUUAUUCUACUUCCAAGGGAGAAUAUAUGUGGCUGUGUCUGAAGCCAUAUAUUAGGAUUAAAAACUGAAAAAUCUGGUUCAUUCUUCAGAUAUACUAGAACUCGUUUAAUGUUGAUACUGGGGCCAUGAGUAACAUACACUUUGUAAGAUGACUGUGUUGUAGUAAAAUUCAUCUGUCUAUAUUUAGGGAACAUGGUUUGACUCAUAUAGGAAAUCAUGUAACAGUGAGUCAUAUCUUAAUAUAUUUCUAAAUGUUUGGCAUAGUGUGAACUCAGCAUCAAAUAUUUCAGUGAAUUUGCACUGUUUAAUCAUACUUACUGUGUCAACUCAACUGAAAUGUUACAGAAAUAAACUAUAAAACAAAAAUUUGAAAA
Molecule: messenger RNA, 2454 nt
Organism: Lemur catta (Ring-tailed lemur)
Lineage: Eukaryota; Metazoa; Chordata; Mammalia; Primates; Lemuridae
Gene: PTGER2
Product: prostaglandin E receptor 2
Exons: 2
Coding region: 243-1328 (361 amino acids)
Biological process (GO): cellular response to prostaglandin E stimulus; positive regulation of cytosolic calcium ion concentration; inflammatory response
Cellular component (GO): plasma membrane
Molecular function (GO): prostaglandin E receptor activity
Source: RefSeq, a predicted model, not a curated record